Messenger RNA from Populus euphratica (Euphrates poplar), 1915 nucleotides. RefSeq names its product sirtuin 2 (gene SRT2). The coding region runs from base 292 to 1521 and encodes 409 amino acids. The transcript has 12 exons. The record is from RefSeq and is a predicted model, not a curated record. NCBI's taxonomy places the organism in Eukaryota, Viridiplantae, Streptophyta, Magnoliopsida, Malpighiales, Salicaceae. Gene Ontology annotation, molecular function: histone deacetylase activity, NAD-dependent; NAD+ binding.
UUUUUCUAUCAGCAAUUUAGCAAGAAAAAAAAAUUUAAUCGGCAAAUCUCAUCUCACUGACGAAAAUUCAGACUGCAGAGGUGUACAUAAACGGCAAAGAAGUGAUAAACGUGGAAGAACACAAGUUACAAAUAGACAAACUUCUAAGACAACAUAUCCAAAACAACAGCCUCCAUUACCGGAGCUUCCAAUGCUAAGACCAACCACAUAAAUACCCUCCAAGACCAAGAAUUUCUCUUGCAAAUAAAAAAUAAUAAUAAUAGGCCAAAGUAGUUUUUUUACACAAUCACCAUGCUUUUGCACACGCACUUCUUUCAGACUUUAAGAACUGCAAGAAGGGUUCUUGGAAAUGUAAUGAAAGAUUCUGUUCAAUUGAGCAACAAGAAUUGUAUGCCAUUGAGAAGAGGCAAAAGGGUUGUUUCUUUUCAAGGCUCUGCUGUAAGAUUUGUACAAACAUCAUACCGUAUUUCACUGCCUGCUGGGAACGCAUUUGGAAACCAAGAAAAAGUCUCUUCAAAAAUUUUGAAAGACAAGAAGACAGUUCCUGAUUCAGAUCCUCCAAGUGAUAGAGAUGUUGAUCUUUUGUACCAGUUUUUUGAUCAAAGCACCAAAUUAGUGGUUUUGACUGGAGCUGGGAUUAGUACAGAAUGUGGAAUUCCUGAUUAUAGAAGUCCAAAUGGAGCCUACAGUUCUGGUUUCAGACCUAUUACCCAUCAGGAGUUUGUCCGUUCAAGUAGAACACGUAGGCGAUAUUGGGCUAGGAGCUAUGCUGGAUGGAGACGGUUUCAUGCUGCAGAACCUAGUGCAGCCCAUUUUGCUUUGGCAUCUUUAGAAAAAGCUGGGCGGGUUGAUUUUAUGAUUACACAAAAUGUUGAUAGACUGCACCAUCGUGCUGGGAGCAACCCACUUGAAAUACAUGGAACGGUAUACUCUGUGACUUGUCUAGAUUGCAACUUUUCCUUUCCACGGAGUUCAUUUCAAGAUCAACUGAAGGCCCUCAAUCCAAAGUGGGCAGAAGCAAUUGAAACUUUGGAUAAUGGAAGUCCUGGAUCGGAGAAGAGCUUUGGCAUGAAGCAAAGGCCUGAUGGUGAUAUUGAGAUUGAUGAGAAAUUCUGGGAGGAGGAUUACCACAUACCUGCAUGCCCCAAAUGCAAUGGAGUGCUCAAACCUGAUGUUGUUUUCUUCGGCGAUAAUGUCCCCAAGGAUAGAGCAGACAAGGCAAUGGAAGCUGCGAAAGGGUGUGAUGCUUUCCUUGUACUAGGAUCAUCUCUAAUGACCAUGUCUGCUUUUAGACUUGUCAGCAACCGAAGCAUGGUGUUUUUAAGACUGCUUAAGCUUCAGUUGACAAGGCUUUUGAUAUUGAACAGGGCUGCUCACGAGGCAGGUGCUGCUACAGCAAUUGUAAAUUUAGGUGUGACGCGAGCUGAUGAUAUCGUGCCUUUAAAGAUAAAUGCCCGAUUAGGAAAGAUAUUGCCUAGAGUACUGAACAUUGGAUCCCUCAGCAUCCCUGCUCUCUCCUGAUGAUACGAGAAAGAGGUGGGGAUUGAAAUGAAGAGGGGCUAUGAGCCUUCAAGUUUUAAUUAAAUGUCAUGAUAGUUUUUUCGUUGGCAUCACUGCACCAUCCUAUAGAAUGACUAGCGGAACUUGUUGAUCAUGAGUCCCCUUGAGAUUCUGAGGGCAUAUCUAGCUCAGGAUUUCUAGCUCAGGAUUUCACCAAUGUGAGUAUCAUAUAAUUGUGCAUGAUACAUUAUGAGGUAGCUGUUUGGAGGCAACUUCAAGAUGCCAUCAAGCAAGCAAAGAAUGGUGUCUGCCAUUAACAUUUCAAUCUGUUUGUGGUCGUUCCAGUAAAUUUAUGAUUUGAUUAAAUUUGUUUGCUGUAUUGGGUAUAAAAUCCUGUUCAUGCUGUAACGUUUAA